GGAGAAUCGCGAGGUUCCAUGCAGUAACAACAAGCAAAAUAUUUGGUGACGUAACAAAGUGGAUUUACUCGCAGGCACUCGAAGCAACAUGUUCUAAGACUAUGAACGUGGCAAAACUGGAAUGAAAAUAACCAUGAACUCCAUUUGCUCAUUCAGAUUACUGGUAAGACGGACCCCAAUUCCUUCCACCCAAUCUUUAACCACAAUGUCAGCCUUUCAAGAAUACAGCUCUCGUGAUCCCGAGAACUUUCUUCAGAAAGUGAAGGAUUUGGUGUCGGAAAAGAAAUUGCUGUCGGAGAGGUUUGACAAGGGUAAAAAAGUGGUGGAGUUUGCUCAUCCGGACCAACUUGAACUGAAACUUGGCCUCGAUAUCCAACCAAAUAGUGCCACCACUCUGGAGUUGGAGGACAUAUGUCAAAAAGUGGUAAAAUAUAGUGUCAAAACGGGUGCCCCGACAUUUUACAACCAACUCUACCACGCCGUAGAUACCUAUGGAUUGGCUGGAAGUUGGCUUAGCGAUGCUCUUAACACCAAUAAUCACACAUUCGAAGUUGCUCCGGUGUUCAUCGUGACUGAGAGGAGUGUCAUCCAAUACAUCAUGAAUAAAUUCGGAUUCAAAACUGGCGACGGAAUCUUUUCUCCCGGGGGAAGUAUUUCCAACAUGUACGGAAUGGUUCUCGCCCGACAUAAGCGGUUUCCGGAUAUCAAACAGAGAGGCCUUCUUGGAUCAGAGAAGCCCCUAGUAGUGUACACCUCCGAGGAGAGCCAUUACUCCGUGGUCAAGGGCGCCAAUUGGCUUGGAUUGGGCACGGACAAUGUGAUCAAAGUCAAAACCGAUGAUCGGGGGAGGCUUGUUCCGGCCGAAUUGGAGCGAGCCGUUGAGCAGUCGAAAUGCGAGGGUAAAAUUCCUUUCUUCUUGAACGCCACUGCCGGCUCUACGGUGAUGGGGGCGUAUGACGAUCUUGAAGCAUUAUCUGUUAUAUGUCAAAAGCACGAAAUCUGGUUGCACGUCGACGCCUGUUGGGGCGGCAGUGCCAUUCUAUCCAAAAGGCAUCGCCAUCUGCUCAAAGGAUCCGAUCAAGCCGAUUCCAUUGCUUGGAAUCCGCAUAAGAUGCUCGGAGCGCCUCUACAAUGCUCCCCAUUUAUUGUGCGACAUCCCGGUUUAUUGCACGAAGCCAAUUGUGCGGCAGCCACCUAUUUGUUUCAACAAGAUAAGUUCUACGACGUUAGCUACGACACCGGAGACAAAUCCGUCCAGUGCGGAAGAAAGGUGGACGCAUUCAAGCUUUGGUUCAUGCUAAAGGCACGCGGCGAGAACUAUUUUGAGACUUUGAUUGAUAACACCUUCGAGCAAGCAUCCUACUUGCACAAAUUAGUGGAAUCGACGCCUGGAUUCCGACCAGCGUUUACCUUCGGAUUCAAUUGCACCAAUGUGUGCUUCGAGUAUUUACCCUUGAGAUUCCGGGAUCAAGCAGAAACUUCCGAGUGGAAAGAUGAGCUGUCCAAGAUUCCGCCCAAGAUCAAAGAGACCAUGAUAAAGGAGGGAUCGCUAAUGAUUGGCUAUCAACCGCUACCGUUCAAGAAUAAGAAGAACUUCUUUCGCAUGGUUCUCCACUGCGUUCCACCUCCAACUAAGGAGGACAUGGAACAUAUUGUCCAGGAAAUCGAUCGUUGUGGUCGAAAUUUGUAGUGUAUUCCUGCAUAUCGAAACCUUUGUGUUUACGUAGAUGAUUUAAAGUUUAUUUCUCAA
Molecule: messenger RNA, 1750 nt
Organism: Tigriopus californicus
Lineage: Eukaryota; Metazoa; Arthropoda; Copepoda; Harpacticoida; Harpacticidae
Product: cysteine sulfinic acid decarboxylase-like
Exons: 1
Coding region: 122-1690 (522 amino acids)
Biological process (GO): carboxylic acid metabolic process
Cellular component (GO): cytoplasm
Molecular function (GO): carboxy-lyase activity; pyridoxal phosphate binding
Source: RefSeq, a predicted model, not a curated record